This is a messenger RNA of Rhizophagus irregularis DAOM 181602=DAOM 197198, 834 nucleotides long. The record is from RefSeq and is a predicted model, not a curated record. Lineage: Eukaryota; Fungi; Glomeromycota; Glomeromycetes; Glomerales; Glomeraceae.
AUGAGCCAGAAAGCUGGCAGUAAAGAAUACAAUGAAAUUGGCUCCUAUUUGAAAUAUGAUAAGUCAAAUUCACCUGUUAUAAGUCCAACAAUAUUAAAUAUAGAAGAAUACAAAAUACAGAAUAGGACGUCGCCCAAUGUUGAAGAUUCAAAUUCACAAAUUCCGGCGACCCCAAAUGAUCUUAAUUUGAACAAUAUAUCUAGAGAAUUCGUAGCUCCUUUAUUACCUUUGAAAAAAGCAAAGAUAAACAAUGUUGAUAUAUCGGUGCAAGAGUCAGAUGAUAAAAGAGCUUCGCAAGCAUCAUCUGGAGGCUCAUGGCCAUCCUGGACUUAUGUAUAUUAUUCUCCUCCAUCAGAUAGUAAUAGAGAUAAUCUUCUACAAGAUAGAACAGAUGAUUCAGACAUAAUAAUACCGGAUCCUUUAACCUCCGCAGCUGCUGGUGUUGGGUCACCUGAUGACAAUAAUAACAGUAGUAGGAAAAGCAAUUCUCAAAAAUCUCCAUGGAGUCGUAGUAAAACUUCUUUUCCUUCAAUUAAAAGACUUUCUACAACAAGUUUUUAUACGUUACCACAAAGGGCAUUAUAUUACGUACAAGAACCAUUUAUUGUAUGUCCCUUUGGUUCAGUUUUAUUUACGAUGGGAUUUUUAUUUGCACCACUUUGGUGGUUUGGAUCCAUUUUUCCUCGACACCCAAAAACUACCGCGGAUUUUCAAUGGAAAAGAUAUAAUCAAUUAAUGUCAAUUUUUUCUUUUUUCCUGAUAGCUGGUAUAUUGGGUAUAAUAAUUUGGUAUUUAAGAUAUUAUAAAGAAUCUAAUUGGUAUAACAAUAUUUGA